Molecule: messenger RNA, 1419 nt
Organism: Candidozyma duobushaemuli
Lineage: Eukaryota; Fungi; Ascomycota; Pichiomycetes; Serinales; Metschnikowiaceae
Gene: HGC1
Product: cyclin
Exons: 1
Coding region: 1-1419 (472 amino acids)
Source: RefSeq, a predicted model, not a curated record
AUGAAGCUCCACGGUUCCUUUGCCCAGGAGGGUACCAUCAUCAAUCAGUACAAGUAUCUGCACCGGCUCUACUCCACAGAAGUCCUGGUCCACAAUGACUCCCUAGCCGAGUACCACGACGAGGUGGCCCUGGUGCUCCUAGCCUCGCUUCACAGAACACAGCCUAACUUUAAGCUUUACGAAAACCAGCCGUACAUCACCGCCGUCGUGAGAAACAAGCUCAUCGACUUCAUUCUCCGCAUGGCUGUGCGCCUCAAGAUCGUGCCAUUUGUGUUCUGCAAAGCCGUUCGUCUCUUUGACCGCUACUGUUCCAAACGCAUCGUGCUUCUUGACCAGGCCCAGCUAGUCAUCACCACGUGCUUGUGGAUCGCUGCCAAAGUCCACGGCGGCAACAACCACUUUGCCAAUCUCCAGAGCUCAAAGUGCUCGCUGAUCAAAACCAUCCUGAACUUGGGCUUUGGCCUGGGGGCUCGCUUUGCUGGUCCAACUGAGCGCUACAGAAUGCCCAAGAUCUCCGAGCUCGUCAAACUCUGUGGAGCUCGCUGCAACUACGAUGCCAAUAUGUUCAAGCAGAUGGAGUUGCACAUCAUGACUACCCUCGACUGGAACAUGACUGACGCUUCCAUCGACGACUUUUUAAUUUCCCUGGAGGACCUCAGAUCGUGCACGGACUACGAGCCUGCUGCUACGGAAGAGGCCACUACACUCAAGACGUUUGUGGCCUACGCUUCGUGCUUUCUGUACGACCUCAUCAAGUACACCCCAUUGGAAAUGGCCAAGGCAACGGUGGACUUGCUCAACCACGCCUUCUCCCUUCGACCUUCGGACGGUUUCACUCUCAACAGCACAAUGUUUGAGAAUGCUCCCGAAAUCUCUUGCACCCAGAGGAACAGACAUGUCGAGCAGCUUCUCACACAGGCGGUGAUGAACGCUCCAGCGUAUCUUCUUCGUUGCUUCGAUGUCGAGGGCCCCCGCCGCUUGUUCUCUCACCUCAACGGUUCGAGACUUGCCUUUGAAGAAGCCACCACCCCAACAAGCAUCGCCACGCCGUCGCUUCCCGACAUGUCUCUGUCCAACUACACUUAUGCCACACCUACCAAGGUGCUACACGACUACCCAUCUCCAAUCAUGGGCGUCCCCUACAUUUCCAAAAAUCCCAUCAAAGGCUCUAAACUGCUGGUGACUGAUUCGGCGCACAUGAACAGCCACCACUACCCGCCUAUCAAGAGCACAAAAAUGAACGAAUACCCACAACCGAGGCUCCAGGAGCUCCUUUACCGCAAUAAUAAUAGCCUGGGUAGCAUUGCGUCGAGCACCUCGUCGAAGGCCUCUGAUAUCUUCUACGACUCCACGAGAUACGGCGUUUGCACACCAAUAAGCAUAGACGACGAAAAGCCCGUCAAAAAAAGAGCAAGUUAG